ACGUCAGUCUCCUUUCCUCUCGGCCAAUCGGAGUAUCCGAUAUUACUGUACUUCACCCGCUCCGCCACCUCUCGCUCAGGUAGACGGGACAUACAGCGGAAAGGCCUCUCUCCUGACCCGCAGCCGGCUUGCAUCAUCUUUCAGCAUGGCGGUGAACGGCACUGCAAACAUUUUAAGCUCUGCCUAUCUUGCAGUCGAGUAUGUCGAUGCUGUUCUGCCAGAAAACCCGUUCCAGCCCUCCCUGAAACAUGCCUGGGGCUACAUGCUGGACAACUACACCAAAUUCCAGAUUGCCACCUGGGGCUCGCUCAUCGUCCAUGAGUUAAUCUAUUUCCUGUUCUGCCUGCCCGGUUUUCUCUUCCAGUUCCUGCCUUUCAUGCAAAAAUACAAGAUUCAGCAGGACAAGCCAGAGACGUGGGAGAAACAGUGGAGGUGUUUCAAGAUGCUGCUUUUCAACCAUUUCUGCAUCCAGCUGCCUUUGAUCUUUGGCACUUACUACUUCACCGAGUAUUUCAACAUUCCUUAUGACUGGGACUCCAUGCCACGCUGGCCAUAUCUCCUGGCUCAGUGCUUCGGCUGUGCUGUUGUUGAGGAUGCCUGGCACUAUUUCCUUCAUCGCAUACUGCAUCACCGCCGGAUAUACAAGUACAUCCACAAAGUCCACCAUGACUUCACUGCUCCGUUUGGCAUGCAGGCAGAAUACGCUCACCCCGCUGAGACGAUCAUCCUCGGGGCUGGCUUCUUCAUUGGCAUCAUGAUCUUCUGCAACCACGUGUUCUUGCUCUGGGCCUGGGUCGCCUUCCGUCUGAUGGAGACCAUCGAUGUCCACAGCGGUUACGACAUUCCUUUGAACCCGCUCCACCUGAUCCCGUUCUACGCUGGCGCUCGUUUCCACGACUUCCACCACAUGAACUUUGUUGGGAACUACGCCUCCACCUUCACUUGGUGGGACAAACUGCUGAAGACAGACAGCCAGUACAACAGCUACAUGGAGAAGCAGACAGAUAAGAAGACGCGGUAAACUGCUCAAGCCUCCCUUCAUGGACACACGCCUGUCCUGUCAGGUGGAGAAGAGGCAGUGAGCCGUACAGACAAAAACACGAGAUUACUGCUGAUUUUCAUCUCUGUACACUUAAUAAAACACAUGCAAAAGGUGUUUUUAAAAAACGAGUCAGCACAUCUGUGGUUUGAUUAUGAAUCAGAUUGCGUGUUGAUUCGGUCUGCCUUCUGUGCCUUCUUAGAAAAGAAGCAAUGUCUUUUUUUUUUUAUUCCAACAGCUGGCUGAAUAAAAACCAUCAAGUCGUCAUUGCUUUGUUAUCAAAAGGCUUAAACUUAAAUGCUUCUUUAACUCUCUGAAUGUCUCAGCACUUUAGCACUUCCUCUAAUUGAUCUGAUGCGGUCUUUCCUUCCUGUAGUUGAAUCUGCACUUCGGUGGAAACUGUAUAAACUCAAUGCAGACUUUUGAAAAUAAACCAGUCAGGCGUGUUUGAUGCAAACUGUAAAUUAUUGAUGAAAAGGGGAUGUGUUCUAGGUCAUUCAAGCCUGUAAAAAUAAUUACAUACUGCUCUAAUUUUAUAUAAAAUAAACAAUCUUUGGUGUUUUGUUUUUCUGUUUUUGUCAGAAUAAAAUAUGUGAACAAAUUUAAA
This is a messenger RNA of Pelmatolapia mariae (spotted tilapia), 1646 nucleotides long. RefSeq names its product methylsterol monooxygenase 1 (gene msmo1). Gene Ontology annotation, molecular function: iron ion binding; C-4 methylsterol oxidase activity. The transcript is spliced from 6 exons. Bases 146 to 1021 code for a protein of 291 amino acids. Gene Ontology annotation, biological process: sterol biosynthetic process. NCBI's taxonomy places the organism in Eukaryota, Metazoa, Chordata, Actinopteri, Cichliformes, Cichlidae. Gene Ontology annotation, cellular component: endoplasmic reticulum membrane. The record is from RefSeq and is a predicted model, not a curated record.